Pygocentrus nattereri (red-bellied piranha) is the source of this 6748-nucleotide messenger RNA. It is a transcript of the gene mdfi, whose product is annotated as MyoD family inhibitor. The transcript is spliced from 5 exons. The coding region runs from base 487 to 1287 and encodes 266 amino acids. The record is from RefSeq and is a predicted model, not a curated record. Lineage: Eukaryota; Metazoa; Chordata; Actinopteri; Characiformes; Serrasalmidae.
GGAGCUGCUGGUAGAAAGUCUUCAAGCUGAGCCUCCACAACACUGCGAGAAGUUCACGGGCAGAAGAGAGAGAGCUCAGACUGAGAGAGCUCACCUGAACCCGAGAGCCGAGAGCCCAACAGGACACGAGCUGUGGACUCUUCGUGUGUUUUGCUUCUUUUCUGGGGACUUUUGUUUGGAAGUGUUUGCUGUCAGGUCUGUGGGAGCGCAGUGAGGUGCUGAACUGAAGACAAAAGAGCGAGCGCUAGCGCGUGUAGUACAGUCAGGAAGGGGCAGCACGUGUAAUAAGCUGUCAUAACCUGUCAUAAGAGAACUUCUGAGACUUUUGGGGCUGGUUUGAAGGGAGUACAUGAAGGAGGAUCAGGGGACAGUGUGAAGUUGCUCCUCAGUCAGGGCAGGCGGGAUAUGUGUUAGUGGAGCAGCGGUGAAGCAGCGUGCAGUGUUGAAGGGUAGUUUCUGGUCACCUGGCUUGCAGCUCCAAAGCAGAUGUGGGAGGAGGAGCACAGCCCCAGUGCCUGCUCGCCUGAACCUCCAGAUGGGGCCCAUCCAGCCCCAGAGACAUCAUCCGUGGAGCCCCCCACUGCUCCUAGCUCAGGUGGAGAUGGAAGCAGUGAGAAUCAAGCACAGGAGCCCCCCACGCCUCCCACUGCUGAGAAAACAUCCGAAGCAGACAAUGGCAACAACAACAACAGCCUGUCACAGCUGGACUUCAGCAGCACGCCCAGCAAAAGCAUAACAUGUCAACCUCAGGCCAGGUCCACGCCCUUGCUGCCGUCUUUAUCCAGCUCCUCUGAGGCUGCCGCUCUGCUGAAAAAUGGCAGCAAGCCCGUCACACACCAGGCCCACAGCAAUGGCGUCAAGAAUGGAGCUCCACUACUGCAUGCAGCAUCUUCAUCAUCCUCCUCUUCAUCACCAUCUCAUAAGAACCCCAAGAAGCUGCAGUCAAACCCCUCCCUCAACAGCCAGAGUAGCAAAAGAAGCAAAGGAAGCUCCAAAUCUAACAGCUCUCAAAUCCCCAUGGAGGCCCAGGACGACUGCUGCGUGCACUGCAUCCUGGCCUGCCUUUUCUGCGAGUUCCUGACGCUGUGCAACAUCGUGCUGGACUGUGCCACCUGCGGCUCGUGUGCCUCAGACGACUCAUGCUUCUGCUGCUGCUGCGCGUCUGAGGAGUGCGGUGACUGUGACCUGCCCUGCGACAUGGACUGUGGCAUCAUUGACGCCUGCUGCGAGUCUGCCGACUGCCUGGAGAUCUGCAUGGAGUGCUGUGGCCUCUGCUUCUCCUCAUGAGAGCCCACUAGCGGGCGCCGUGUCUAUUGCACAGGACUCCACCUCAUUGUGGAGAUAUGGGAGUACACCAGGACAGAUUGGAAAUGUGCACAAGCCGAGGUAUAUGCUGUCAGAGGACAUGCUAGUGGCUUCUGAGGCUGUGGGCAAACGAGGACCGUGAAGAGCAUCAUAAUCAAGUUCCAGUUCCAAUUCCCUGAACUCUAGCAGAGCUAGCAGUUUCUCAGUGUUGUUCUGCUCUGGUUUAGGGUAAUCCUGGAAUAUUCUCAGUAGGAUUGUAGUCUGCUUUUGGGCUCUUCUUGUGACCAAGUUGUACUGCACUUAAAAGGUGCCAAAAUGGGGUCAGAGAAGAACCAUGAUUGGUUCCCUAAAGAACUUUUAAGUGGAUGAUUCUUUAAAGCACUCGGUUGACCUAUCCAUGCUUCACUCCCAACGGCAGGCUUUCGUGUUAACUGUUGCUAGGCUGGAGAAUGUUGGCAAAAGUUCCUUUAAACAUAAUGAAAAAUGGUAGCACAAACGCAACUGUGUCAAAACCUAAAUUUAGAAUGUCUUUUUCAUUUAAAACAGAGUAUUGUGGAUUGGAACUAACGUUAGCACAAUGGCAAAUUUCAUGUUGUCAUUUCCAAUAGGGAUGAGUGAAAAUGAAUCAGAGUCAAGUGUUUAUUGUUAUUGCUCCAUAUAACUUGUAUACAUUGGAUGCAGAAUAUACAAUAAAUACACUUGACAGUUACCAUACAGGGCAAUAAAUGCACAGAACAGUAAAUCAGCGCUGACAGGACAAAAGUAUUUUGUCUUUUUUUUUAUUUUACAUGAUUUUUAGAGACUACCAGCUUUCAUUAUAUGAUAAGAAUGUUUUUCCUUCUCAUGAAAAGCUACCCUUAACAUACCCUCAACAAACCCUUAAAUUAUCCUUAUGCCCCACUUAUGUUAUGGAUGGGUAUUAAAGCAGCAUAUGAGUGGAGGAACUAGUGCAAACAUUGACAACUGUAAACGAGACAGAACAAUUGAGAUCCCAUAGCAGUAUUCAAAGAAGUAUAUAAUUUAAUGUGCGUGUGCAUUGAUAGUAGUUACUAAAUAAAAAAAAACUUCAAUAUGCAGAUGAGCUUGUCUCUAUGUGAUGUCUAAAUUCGAUACUCCACCAGAAUAGUGAUGAGUUUUUCAUGAAAGAUUUGACUCUUAGGUGAGCGUUGGGAAAUUAAAUUGAAGAGCAAAUUUUUUUGUGAGGGAGGGAGGUGGGUAAACUAAAAUAAACUAAAUAGACAGAAAAUAAACUGAAAAUUCAUAAUGUUUUCUUGCCUUUACAAUGGACCCCUGUCUGGACGUGCCUUGCUAGCUUUCCAGUUUUUGACUUAGUAGGUAAUAAAAAGUUACAUUAAAGAUCUAUGCAAAAAAAUUAAUUAUAAUAUUUCUGGCUAAUUUCAGGACAGGUUUCACUGAAAAGAGCCGGAAUGCUACAUCAGAGGGAAGUGAAGAGCCUGUGUCUUACACUUUAUGUCUUACAUUUUCGUCAGAGCUAUCUAUUUACUCCAAAUAAGAAAGUGUAGAAAGGCUACUAAGCAGGCUAAAGACUACCGUCCACCAGACAAGAACUUCCAUACCAUCUAGCAGACAUUAUAAAGCGCAGCUAUAGCAUACAGUAAGCGUUGGAUAAAAGCUCAAGCUCAUUUUACACUGUAGUUAGAUUCAAUGGAAUUUAAGCCUUGGAAACCUUUAAGAUUUUUUACUUGGUGAUGUUUUCAAUAUUUUGAGUAAUGCUUUAAAAAUUUGAAUGUUAAAUUUGACAGAAGUCUAGUUUUAGUCUAGUUUUUUCAGUUUCGCUUUGUAGCAUAGCAUGUUAUACUGUAAAAUUGCACUAAAAUAGUGGAAUGUUUUGCCCAGCAUUCUGUAAAGCUUGGAUAGGUCAAUUGAAACCACUCAGUUAAAAAGUUCAAAAGAGGUUUUUUUGAUGACACCUCUCUAAAGAAUAAGAUUUUUUGAGGCCUUUAUUUUUAGAGUGUAACUCUAUACCUUGCGCCCCAUUGUGUUGCAUCCUAACUCCAAGUUAUCUGCAUGAUCUUGGAGGCUCCAUUCAUAUCUGUAGGUAAUGGAAGUCAAAUCAUGAGAGAAUUAUGAGGGUUCUCAAAAGUCUUUGUUUUUCAAAAUGUUAAAGUAUUCUGAGGCUUGAUUUAGAUAAUCACUGUGUGGUUUUAUUUUUUGCGACCGUGGACCAUUUUGGGGAAAAAAACACAGUACUGUCUCCACAGUAUUGUUCUGUGGUAUGAGAAUCCCACAAUAAUGCAUACCACAACUGUGCUUGAAUUACAAAUGAGUGCCUUUGUAAAGCAUGAUGUCAUCUUUUCAAAGCGAUGUAAAUUCAGAUUCUCCGGGAAAAUGUAACCGAAGAUCGGAUGUGAUUUUGUCGGUUUGGCCACGUUGAUUGCGCCCUCUGUCUUUAACGUCUCUUAAAAUGUCAACACAUUCUAAUGCAAAUGUUCACCUCUGAACAUCCACAGUUACUGUAGAAAACUGCUGUAGUCCUCCAGCCACCAGAGGUGCUCUUUUUUCCCCAUCAGCUCUGGCGGGCAGGAUUACUCAAGCCAUAAACUGUGAGUUCAGGACUGGAUGUGAGCUGGAGAAAGAACUGUGUUUAUUUAAUAUCUGAUGCAAAUGCACAGUUCCAGUCACGCUUUAUAGUUACUCAAACAUGUGAAUGGGGAGGUCUGUUACUAUCUGCAUCUCAUCCUGUGAUUUUUCUUUCUUUCUCUCGUGGUUUAUCUGUAAUUCAUUCCUUUGAUUGCUUUUUUUAAUGCUGGAGUUAAGGCCUAAUCAGAGUGCUUUUGGGUAUGGACUAAAAAUGAAGUUUCCUAAAUGUUUCUUGAAGCUUUGAUGUGGUGCAGAACCUUUACAUUAUGUGAAGGUUCUUUCCACUUUAAAAAGGUCUAGGGAAGUGGGGUAGCUACUCCAAAACAAAUUAUUACUUUCAGGAAAAAGUAAUCUCAUUGCUCAUUACUUCUGUUUUACUCUAUAACACUCAUACUUAUCUGUACUAACUGGAAAGUACAAGCUAAAACCUGCACUUUUUGGAAAUUUAUUAAGAAAGAAAUAACCAAUCAUAGUAAACAUCAUUUAAAAGUCCCAUCAUUAUCCCCGCCUCUGCUCUGACCAAGACACAGAGAGUUAUGCUUGAUUUAUGCUUAAAAUGAACAAUUUGGCUGAUGCUGUUUGCAAACCCAGAAUCUAGUCAGUUAAAGCAGUUCGAAAACAUCUGUUUGGGUGAAAUUGGGGGCCUUUUUCCCUUAAGCUCAGGUGGGCUGAUCAUUAGCACAGAGAUCUUUAUCCAUCAGUUUCAGAUCAGCAUAGUUAGAUGCUCCCCACACAUGUGCUGUGUCAUAUUCACAAUGUCAGCUUUUGCACAGUGUGCCCACACAUAGACAAACAGGCACAAAUAAUCUAUAUAAAGGAAAUAGCUGAUUUGAAUGAAUGCUACUCUCUUAGAGAUGUAUGAGUAAUGCAAGUAACAGAAUUCUUAGUAAGUCAGUAACUGGAAUGUGAUUACAAGAGUUUGAACUAUUUUGUUACACAAGAAAAAGUAACCACAUUACUGUACGUGUUACCUUGUACAGAAUUACCACCAACACUGCUCAUCUGUCUCAUUUACAAAAAUGGUUCUUUAAAGAACCAUCUGCUGAAAGGUUCUUUUGGGAACCAAUCAUGAUUCUUCUAUGACAGCAAUCCUUGUUGUACCUUUAUUUUUAAGAGUGCAGACUCUUUUUUGCGCUGUCCAUGUUUUUAAAUGGUUUCUUAACUAACUGGCAGCAGAAGUGUCAGCACCUUUGACUUCCAAACAGCAUGGUCACUUUCACUGUAGAUUAAGCCCUUUAUGAUCUUUUCUUACACUGUAGAUUUAUUUAAUCAGUAUUCAUUGAUUGUAGAGAUGUCACUAGAACCAUGUCAAGUCGAUUCCGUUUUAGUUGUCUGUGGUAUUGACAGUACAGAUUCAAAGUUGGUUCUGAAUGCAGAAGAAAACCUGGUAAUGCCCACUGAUGCAAGAGCAUAGUAAUGUAACAGUGGUGUCUAAAUGUGCUGCUGCAGUGAUGGUACCACAAAAAAAAAUCAGCAGGUCACAUAUCCUAAUACCUUGCUUAAGAGACAGAUGAUACAAGUGACAACAUUAACAAGCACAACAAUGCAAUCAGUCAUUUCAGAUUAAAAGUAAAGUAACUCCUCAGACUUGAUGUGUAGAAGCUCAAGCAGGUCAAAUUCAGUUUAGACCUCAUUCACACAUUUGGAUAUUUUUGAAAAAUAUUCUGGCCUCCUUGUCAACUCGAAAAGAGUUUUUUGAAAAGGCUCUCUGGGGUACACAUUGUUGAAUCUCAAUUUUUAUUGUCUUGUAGAUGGGCAAAAUAUAGCUUUUUGUAACACUGACACUGUACCAUUAACUUGUGCAAAAAUAAAUUUCAAAAAUAUCUGGAAACGUGUAGAUGAGGCCUUGGUCUGACGAUUAAUUAACCCCUUAAAUGGCCAGGAUGGCCAAAUGGCAGGCCCAAAUUUUUAUUACACCCUUCUAUUACCUAAGAAUAGCUCAGCCAGUUUGCACUUAAGUCCCUCUAGUUACUGAAUAUUAAGCCUUAGUAUGUAAUAAGCCUGGGAUUUCAAGGUGUUAACAACUAGCAUUAGUCUUCUUAUCCACAAAUACACAUAUUGCAAUUAUUUUCAUUUGAAAUGACUGGCAUGCUUUGUAUUUUUAUAUGAAAUUUUGGCAUAUGAUGUUUGGUAUGGCUAUAAAUGACCUUACUGGUUUAAGCUGUACCUCAUUGUACAGCAUAUUACACUUUGUUUUCAUUGUUAAUGUUUCAUAUCUUUUUGUUGUGGUAUCAAAUCAGGAACUGAGAAUUGUGUCAUUUCACUGGUAUUUGGCUUCUGGUAUUGUGACAUCUCUAAAUGUAUACGCUGUUAUUCAUCAUUUUGCUUUUGCCAUCUAAAGUAGAAUUGUAAGUACUAUAAUGCAUCCAAGAAAAAAUUGCACAGAACCCAAAUGGGCCACCUUUUUGAUGAAUAAUUCUGACAUUUUCUGCGUUCCUUUUUAAAGUGGUUUGAAUUUAGAUUUAGCCUUAGAGCAGAAGUUAAUAAUUAUACAUGUAAAUACACAUGGAGGGUGCAGUUUUUCUUUCCUUUAUGGAGUCUAACCAAAGGUCAAGAACAGCAAAUCAUGUUGUCAGAUUUGUGUUGCGCAUUUUAUAGCCUGGUGGAUCCACUAAGGUCGUAACUAACAGUCGUUAUUAACCGGCUCAUCUCACACAGUGGUGGUAAGAACAGACGCAUUUGUUAACAUUCAUUUUUUGUCCUUUUCUACAAUGUUUACAUCAAGCAAAUAUAUCUUGGUGGGAAUGUUACAAACAGAAACUGGAGAUAAUAAACUUGACAAAGAGAGGAGAUAUGUACAACUCUUCAUUCAUACUAUGGAAUAAAAGAACUAUCUGAACUA